GGGAGCAGCCCCAGCACCUCUCCCUAUGGGAUCCCUGCAGCAGCCUCACCCUGCCUUAGGUGCAAACCUUGUGGAAGACUUGUGAAGAAGGAGCCAGGCUGGUACUUUAUUGGGCACAGCACUUGUGGCAUGCCCUUUGGAAGUGGCAUAGGAUGGGCUGAUAGGUACCCCCUGCCUGUCAUGAUGCUUGGAUUGAGGAGCCCUAGGUGCCCCCUAGUUGUCUUCUUCCUCCUGUGCCUUAUAGGAUGGGGUCAGUGUUGUCCUGUCCUGAUCCACAGCUGUAAAUGUGUGGUGGAGCGCUCCAAACCUGGGGUGGGCUCCUCCAGUGCCCCAAGGAAGAAGGUCAUCUGUACCAAUGAGGAUCUCCUGGAGGUGCCCGAUCCUGCCCUGCUGCCCAACAAGACUGGCACCCUGAUUCUCAGCAAUAAUAAGAUUACCGUAUUAAGGAAUGGCUCAUUUUAUGGACUUCUGGACCUGGAGAGGCUAGAUUUGAAGAAUAACUUGAUAAGCAAAAUGGAACCUGGAGCUUUUUUGGGACUGCCUGAGUUAAAGCGCCUGGACAUCUCUAACAACAGAAUCGGCUGUGUAUUUCCUGCUGCCUUUGAGGGUCUGACCAGUUUAUCCCGUCUAUUUCUAUCUGGAAAUAUCUUCUCUACUCUGAGCCCUGGGGUGUUUGAUGAGCUCCCUUCCCUGAAACUAGUUGACUUUUCCACUGAUUUCCUGACCUGUGACUGUCACCUACAAUGGAUAGCUACUUGGGCCAAAAAUGGUUCUGCUAAGAUCUCAGACAGAACGUUGUGUUCGUAUCCAAGUGCACUUAGAGAUUGGCCGUUGCGGAACCUGAAGGAAAGUCAGCUAGCUUGUGGGGGUACCCUGGAACUUCACACGCACCAGCUUAUCCCGUCCUUGCGACAAGUUGUGUUUCAAGGUGACCGAAUACCUAUUCAGUGUACAGCAAGCUACUUGGGCAAUAGCAGUCAGAUCAUCUGGUAUCAUAAUGGGAAGCAGGUGGAGGAGGAUGAAGAACAAGGGAUUGUACUGGAGGAGACAGUGGUCCAUGACUGCACCUUUAUUACAAGUGGUUUGAUCCUGUCCAACAUCUUGCUUUCUGCCAACGGUGAGUGGGAGUGCAGCGUAUCCACCGAAUAUGGUAACAUCAGCAAGAAAGUGGAGCUAGUGGUUUUGGAGACUUCUGCAUCAUACUGUCCUGCUGACAGAGUGACCAACAACAGAGGAGAUUUCAGGUGGCCCCGCACAUUGGCUGGGAUAACUUCCUAUCAGCCCUGUCUACAGUAUCCCUUUAUGUCUGUCUCACCAAAUGGACAGGAGAAGAAAGCAUCACGCCGCUGCGAUCGAUCGGGACAGUGGGAGGAAGGAAACUAUUCCAACUGCUUGUACAAGAACGAUAUCACCAGGGUGCUCUACACCUUCGUGUCUAUGCCCAUCAAUGAAUCUAAUGUGCUGACGCUGGCACACCAGCUGCGGAUGUAUACAGCAGAAGCAGCCAACUUCUCCGACAUGAUGGAUGUCAUCUAUGUGGCUCAGAUGAUGGAAAAAUUCAUCGGUUUAGUUGACCAAGUGAAAGAUCUGGCAGAUGUCAUGUUGGAGAUGGCCAGUAACAUGAUGAUGGUUGAUGAUCUUAUCUUGUGGAAUGCUCAGGUGGAAGACAAAGCUUGUAGUAGUAUUGUCCAGACCGUGGAGAAGAUAGCGGGGCUGACGCUGAGCAGUGACUCCCAGGACCUGUCUGUGAGCACAAGGAACAUUGCCUUAGAGGCCUUCCUCAUUAUACCCAACAGUUUUGUUGGUUUAGGCUGCACGGCCUUCCAAAGAAGAGAUGGAGGACGAGGCAACCACAAGGCGGACAGAGACAGGAAAGAACAGGAGAGCAACACACAAACCGAUCAGCGACUGAAGUUUCGCUGUACCACCGGGCAAACCAAUGUUUCCCUGCCCAACUUCCAUGUCAAGAACAGCCUUGCUUUGGCCUCUGUCCACCUACCUCGAAGCCUCUUAGCUUUGUCUUCCUCUCAAACCUGCAAACUGCAAGUCGUGGCCUUCAGGAAUGGAAAGCUUUUUAGGAGUGUAGGAAACUCCUCAAGAUUGGCAGAAGAUGGGAAAAGACGAAGUAUCUCUACACCCGUCAUAUAUGUUGGAACACGAGGUUGUGGUAUUAGUAAUCUCACCGAUCCGGUCACGGUUACUCUUCGGCACCUAGUGAAGGGAUCCGACCCUCUUCCAGCACAGUGGAACUUCAAAGCCUUGGAAGGAUAUGGAGGCUGGAGCUCAGAGGGAUGCCAGCUGCUAUCAGUGGAGCCAAACAUCACCGGCAUGCAAUGCCUACAGCUCAGCAACUUUGCUGUUCUGACGGAACUGAACACGUUUCCACCCCAACAGGCACAUAGCCCUGACAUCCUACAUCCGGUCAUCUACUGUACAGCUAUACUUCUACUCUGCUUGUUCACCACCAUUAUUACCUACAUUGUAAAUCACAGCUCCAUCCAGAUCUCCCGGAAAGGCUGGCACAUGCUGCUUAAUCUCUGCUUCCACAUUGCAAUGACAUCAGCCGUGUUUGCUGGAGGAAUCACUCUUACUGGAUACCUUAUUGUGUGCCAAGCUGUCAGCAUCAUUCUGCAUUAUUCCUCCUUGUCUACUCUUCUUUGGAUGGGUCUUAAAGCCAGGGUUAUCUACAAGGAACUGACCCAUAAACCACAGCCGCAGCAGGAAGGAGAAGUGACACAGCCCCCUCACAGACCGAUGCUCAGGUUCUAUUUGAUUGCUGGAGGGAUUCCUCUGAUCAUAUGUGGGAUCACCGCUGCUGUGAACAUCAACAAUUACAGAGACAACAGUCCUUACUGCUGUCUGGUAUGGAGGCCGAGUCUGGGAGCUUUCUAUGUACCAGCGGGUCUCAUCCUGCUUGUCACCUGGAUAUAUCUUCUUUGUGCUGGAAUAAAUUUAAAGCGACAACUUCCUGCUGACCAAAAGGAUCCUGCCGAGCCCAAUGAUGUACAACAAGCCCACGGAGCAAUAAGUCAUCUUCUGAGUGAUUCCACUUCAAUAUCCGUGACCCUUAACUCAGCAACUCCGACAGACGUAGACACAGUGUAUUCCUUGAAAGUACAGUUCUGGUCUCUGGUGAUUGUCCAUAUAUUGUAUAUUGUCCUCUGGAUUUUCGGAGCCUUUGCUGUAUCACAAGGAUGGUAUCUAAAUGUUAUCUUCAGUUGUCUCUAUGGGGUAACAGCAGUGGCCUUAGGGCUGUUCAUUUUCAUUCACCACUGUGUGCGACGUCAAGAUGUCCAGCGUUCUUGGUUUUCUUGUUGCCCAUCAUACACAGACUCCUUGCCAAUUCAAGCAUAUGUGCACACCAGCUCUCCUGUAGAUGAUUCGCCUCCAGUGUAUACUGGCUGCAACCCUGAAGUAGAACACUCGGUUAAGUCUACAUCAUCCCCAAGCAACAGCAUUAACUCUAAUACUGGACCCUGCAAAAUAACAAAUCUACAAGUGGCUCAAAACCAGGCAGAAAUCUGCCCACCUAAGCCACCUAGUUGUGAAGACAGCGAGCCAACCAACAAUAAAUUUGUGACUGCUCCAAGCCGGUAUAUGAACAAUUUGCAUGGUCGUAGAAACCAUAAAAGCAGAACUAAGCAGUAUCGGGAAGGGAAGCACCAUAGGUUAAAGGUGCUACGUGGGCCCUCAUCUGACCUGCCUUCCAGUGAAAGUGGCAGUGUCCACAACAGCCACUCGGAAAGCUAUCAUAGCAAAAACAGCCCUUUGAACAAUGGCAGGAGGGUGGUAGCUAGGGACCCAGAGGGUGCACUUACCCACUCUGAAGGAAGUGACAGCAGUGGGCACCAGGCACAGGACUUUGCUAGAGCGCAGAGAAAAAGUGCCAGUCGGGACAAUCUAAAACAAGCAAACAGCAUGGAAAGGGAGACCAAGCGUCGGUCCUACCCUCUUAACACAGGAAACCAGAAUGGGGUCCUAAAGGGUAGCAAGUAUGACAUCAACCUUUCUCCUGCAGAGAGUACUACAGUCAUAAAGACAGGCCUCUGGAAGAGUGAAACUACUGUGUAGUUUGUGAAUAAGCAUGUGCCAUACAUGUCAUAGAUCGAAAUGGCCCAGCUGACAACACACUAGAAAAAGGGGCUCUCCGUAGGCAUGUGUUGUGAUCACAGAUUGGUUGGUGCAAUCACUUAAUGGACUUGACCCAUAUGAACGCCAAGAAUAUAUGUGCCAAAGCAUGUGUAUGUGUAAAGUCAGAGAUCACAAUGGCUUAUGGUAACGUACACUCAUCUGUUUGAAACCUGAGGAUUUUGUAUAUGUGUUGUACAGAGGAUUUGUGUUAUCUAAGAGUGAAAGCCAUAAUUGUUCAAGGAAAGUUGAAGUAUCGAGGAACUAACUGGAUUCAUUCAGUUUUCAUACCUUGGAAAAUACUUACAGAAUUCCUGUAGGGAUCUCAGUGACCUAAGGAUUACUGAAGGUCAGCACUCAGUAGAAGUCAAGUCAGUAGGCCAGCUUGAUCAAGUUACUGGUCUUUGUCAGAUUUGACAGCCAAGUGCCUUAUAAGCGUCUUGUGUGUUUCUCAUUUAGCACUUUCUGAGGAAUCUCUACUCCAAGGCAUCCAUUGGAUGGUGCACUUAAUACAGAUCACCCUUUAAGCAUCUUUUUGCACCUUCAUAUAGAUUUCCCAUCUCGAUGGGCCAGUUUCUAUCCUGAUGUACAAGAGGUUUUCUAUAUUAGCUACAUGCCCUGAUGUAGCAUCCUGAAGGAAAUUAAGAGUAUGUAUGUGACAUCUCCAGAUUUAUUCCAAUGAAAUGUAUCUUCACAGUUUAUACCUUGGUACAAUCUAUCACAGUGACCAAAAAUUACUGUUUUUGACCAUAGUUGUGCUUCAAAAGCAUUUGAGUUGUUUUUUUUUACAUGAUUGUGUUCUACAAAAUUAAGGGCAAUCCUGACAGAUCUUCACAAGAAUCACUUCUGCAUGUUAUUUGUGUAAAGGGUUAUUUCUAAAUGUGUUAUAUCAGAGGGAAAUGUUUAUUUUUCAGAUAUAGAAUUAUAUUGUAUAUUGUAUAGACAGAUCAGGAUCACUUUUUUUUUUUUAAGACCUGUGUUAUUUUCCAUAUCAGUAUUAAACUUGUGUCUAUCUAUGAAAAUGCAAACUUUAAUCAUUUAAAAAAAUUGUAUGUAUAAGCAAUGUUAUCUAAAAGAUUCCGGAUGUCACCAAGAAAUGUGUUGGGUUUGGAGAGAAUUCCCAAGAAUGGUCUAGAACAAUUUGGACAGUAGACAUUGCAGUGAUUUUAUCAUGAAGCGCUUUUACAGUAAUAAGUUAAAGCAUCACUACCAUUUAAGCAACUUUUAACAUGUUGCCCAGACGCGCUACGAUCGCUUGUUAUAAGCUGGUGAAGUGAUUUUCAGCGCGCUCCAGUCCCCAGUCUGCAGAUCUGACCUUUUCACUGCAUAAACUUAUUCAGAGAAAAGGUCGGAUUUGAUUGACAGCUGGUCUGUAACUCAUGUUCCUAGUCGGCCUCAGGAGUGAGACCUGGGGCAAUCUCAACUUUUGACAUGUUUGGGCAACAUUUCAAAUGUUGUUAUAAAUGACACUAAUGCUUAAAGGGGAGCUCUAAGUUCUUCAGACAUAACUGUUUUACAAAAUGCUUGUAUUCCCAAUAAAAUAACAAUUCUGGAACAUCUGUUAGAACUCUGCAUUGGGCCAUUCCUUCCAAUUCUUCCUCCUGGAAAUAGAUCAGGAAAUUAAUAACUGGGUGCUGUCCUUUCCUUUAGGUCAAAGUCGGAUACUGUCAGCACUGAUCAGAGUAUGUAGCGACACACUACCUUAAAAAAAAUUAAGGUAAUACCCAGUUCUUAUUUCAUGUGGAAUGCAAAUAUUUACCAUAAAAGACAUGUCAGGAGUGGUGAAAGAUCCUCUUUAACUACGUACCAAAGAUGUCUCCAUCAGCAACAAAAAACGACAUUUGUCUUGCAGAGAGUACCUAAAUAUUUAAAAUCUCGAUGGGAAAAAGAAACAUUUAAAGGGGUAUUCCGGGCAAAAACAUCUUAUCCCCUAUCGAAAGGAUAGGGGAGAAGAUGUCUGAUCGCGGGGGGCCCACCGCUGGGAACCCCCCCCGUUAUCUCCCUGCAGCAACCCACAUUCUAUGCGUAGCUGCAUCUGCAGUUUCGGAAACUGCCGGGCUUCCGAGACGGGGACGUGACGUCACGCCACGCCCCCUCCAUACAUGUCUAUGGGAGGGGGCAUUGCGGACGU
Molecule: messenger RNA, 6259 nt
Organism: Hyla sarda
Lineage: Eukaryota; Metazoa; Chordata; Amphibia; Anura; Hylidae
Gene: ADGRA2
Product: adhesion G protein-coupled receptor A2
Exons: 19
Coding region: 130-4071 (1313 amino acids)
Biological process (GO): central nervous system development; cell surface receptor signaling pathway; G protein-coupled receptor signaling pathway
Cellular component (GO): Wnt signalosome; plasma membrane
Molecular function (GO): protein binding; G protein-coupled receptor activity
Source: RefSeq, a predicted model, not a curated record